Penicillium longicatenatum is the source of this 2007-nucleotide messenger RNA. RefSeq names its product transcriptional regulator family TF. Lineage: Eukaryota; Fungi; Ascomycota; Eurotiomycetes; Eurotiales; Aspergillaceae. The record is from RefSeq and is a predicted model, not a curated record. The transcript is spliced from 6 exons. Gene Ontology annotation, molecular function: DNA-binding transcription factor activity, RNA polymerase II-specific; zinc ion binding; DNA binding. Gene Ontology annotation, cellular component: nucleus. Gene Ontology annotation, biological process: DNA-templated transcription; regulation of DNA-templated transcription. Bases 1 to 2007 code for a protein of 668 amino acids.
AUGGAUUCGUCAUAUUCAGAACGCGCUGCCAAGCGGGUUCGACAAGCCUGUGAGCCCUGCAGGAGGAAAAAAGCGAAAUGCCCUGGAGAGCAGCCGGUUUGCUCAUUGUGUGCUAGAUUACGGCAACAGUGCGUAUACGCGGAAUUAAGACGCCGUCAUGCGCCACCGGAGGAUCAUUCGAGGUCAAGUGCUCCGCCCUCGUCCUCCUCUCAAACACUUGAGGAUAGGUUGCGUAGCUUAGAAGGCAAGCUGGGGGCGGUUCUUGAACAUCUGGGGACUAGAGCUGAGCCUCCAGGAUCAAAUGAAGUGCCUACAACAACACCAUCAGGGAUUAGCUCAUCCACCAUUCUCCCGCCAUGGGAAGAGGUCAUUCCAAUUGCAGAGCUUUACCUGCUGUAUUGCGAAUCUCAGCCCUUGCCUUUGUUCCAUAGAAGCAGCUUCAUUGCUAAUCUCAAGAGGCGCGAUGUUGAGAUUGUAUAUGCAGUACUGGCUCUGAGUCUCCGUUUUUCAGAUUCGUACCGUAACUAUCCUGACUUGACGGGAUUGGUGAACGGCUAUGCUGAAGUGGCGCGCGGUCUGGUUAUGAAGCGAGUCUCGGAGGGGCCAGUCGAAAUUUCAACUCUACAGUGCCUGUGUCUUUUGAGUUUGGUUGAUUUCACAAAUGGCAAUACGCACCGCUCCAGCAUCCACAGCAGUCUGGCAAUGAACCUUGCACGGUGCGCCAACCUUGGAGUCGAGUCCCGUGCAUUAACAAAUAACGUCAUUCGCGAAGAACGAAGGCGAUGUUUUUGGAGUAUAUGUCUCCUGAAACGACUUCAUGGUGACGAUUUCUCAAUUCUAGACCUUCCAGAUAUAGGAGGUCCGCCAUUUCCCCAGAGCCCGACUCGGCCAUCCGCUAUCUCUCCAGCUCCACCAACCCCAGGGGCCCGACGAAGCGAGCUACAGGACCAAGGAAUAGUUGCAUAUGUCAUCAUGCUGAGUGAAGCAUUUGGGAGGACUGCGCGAUAUGUACGGCAUCGAGGACGACCGGGGAAUGUACCGCCAUGGUCUCCGGACUCGGAGUAUUCCAAGAUCAUUGCGCUGCAAAUGGAAAUGGAGACCUGCAUGCCACUUAUACACCGCUUCAAACCCGCAAACCUCAGCGAUAGGUCUUUAGAGGAACUGCAGGCUCAUAGAGAGUACUGGGGCCCAUGGUUUUUAAACCAAUUCAUGUACCAUACCAUUCUCUGCCUCCUCAACCAUCCCCUCCUCUUGUCUCUGAGUUUGCGUACGUUUCGGAAUACCAUCCCCGAAAUAUUUUUACAACAUACUUCGGAUCUGAUCUCCUCGCAUACAACUUGGAUCAUCCAUUUCAUCAACUAUUUUGAGGAAAGAUCCUUCCUGGUAUCAGAUCCCUUGCUGGGAUACAGCGCUGCUGUUGUGGCCACCAUCGAGCUUCAAUUAAGCUUCACAGAGAACCCAGCCAUUAGGGAGCAGAAGCGAGACAGAUUCACAAAAUGCGUCAAUUUUGUACAACAAAUCGGCGAGAGAUGGCCCCAUAUGGCUCGCUUAGCAGAAAGACUACAACACCUGGAGAACGCUGUUUCAGCCACCUACCAAUGCGACCUAGGUAUUCAAAACCAAAGUCUCCUGAUCGAUCUCUCCCGCUUCUGGGAAAUUCUUGAGUAUUCAUCCAACAGCGACGUCGAUUCCGCUAGGCGCCUUUUCGGAGAUUCGUUGUAUAACGGACCUCCAUCCGUGGCAACAGAAGUUUCACAGACUUCGCCUUUACCAGCACCGACUCGUUUGAAUGAACAGGAAGAGUCCUCUUCGACUCUCCAAUCUCCAAACUUCAAUACCAAUACCGUCUUUCCCAAUGGCCCAGAUUAUCCUACAAAUACACUGGUGGCGCCGCAACAACUGGCUUUGUCGAACGAUGACUUUUCUAUCCUUGCUACGAACUUCUUUUCUCAGGGACAAGAGUUCCUUCGAGGUGGUGAUAGCUGGGAAAAUAUUGGGAACUUUUGA